Cotesia congregata is the source of this 1305-nucleotide messenger RNA. NCBI's taxonomy places the organism in Eukaryota, Metazoa, Arthropoda, Insecta, Hymenoptera, Braconidae. The record is from the annotation of a GenBank genome assembly.
AUGUCUUCUAUGCAAGUCAUAGUAAGAUUAUGGUUAACAAGGAGUGUUAGUAUUAAAAGCAUACUUUCUGUAGCAUUUAUCGACGCUCCAGCAUAUAACGGCUCAUUUGCUCUCAAGUCCACAUUAUCUUCUUCGUCGGCGUCUUCAAUAUUGAUAUUCAUAUUAACUCUGUUUUCGAUAUUUUUGUUGUUAAUUAAACGUAAAAGAAAGUAUGCAUUAGUUUGGUGGGUUGACACUGCUGAAACUGAUGUCAUGCCAUUAUUAAAAAUACCUAAAAGAUAUCGUGAAUUACAUACAAUUGGAGAAUUAUCGUGGAAAGAUAAUGCAACGAAACAGGUGACGAAGUCAAAAAUGAAAAUAUUAGCAAUUGAUCUUGAUAAUCAAAGACAAUUUAUUAACCUGUCUGAAUUUAAACCAACUGUGAUGACUUCAUGUAACCCUAGACAAGCUUCCCAACUUCAGACUUCUUUCAACCUAAUACAAAAUUCUCAAGUUCUGAGCUCUUUUAAUCCGGUUCAUAACUCUCAAGUUUUGAGUUCUUUAAAUCCAAUCCACACUUCUCAAGUUCUGAGUUCUCUAAAUCCAGUCCACUCUUCUCAAGCUCUAAGUUCUUUCAAUCCCGUCCACACUUCUCAAGAUCUUAGCUCUUCUAUCUCAGUAACAACAUCUUCACCUUACAUUUUUCCUCAGGAACCACCUUUUCAACUACCAUCUACUUCAGUGCAGGAAAGUAAUGAUUAUUUUUCUGUGCAAGGCAGUAGUUCUUCCCAGCUGAACAUCAAUAAAUCAGAUAUGUACGAGUUUCCAUCGACAGUUGAAAUCACACCAGCCCCUCUAGUAAUUAACAUGAAAAGUUUGACUGAAUCUACCAGCAAAGAAAAUGAAAUUAUAUCUAGAAAUGUCAAGGAGGGUCAAGUCAUAAUUAGAGACUGUUAUAAUAAAAGUGCAAGUGGUCCAACUCAUUCUGGUGUUUUAAAAGCGGAUGCAGCACCAAUUACAUUAGAAGUUGUUGAGUUCGUGGAGUCUCUUGCAGUCCAUCUAAGACAUCAAUACAAAAAAGAACAGGAUGAGGCCACUUCAGAAAAAACAGCUUUUCGAAUUCCACUACAUUAUUUCAAGAAAGAAGAAAAGAAAGCUGAAAUAUCACCAGGAUGCGGUUUCUACAUGGAUAAAACCAUUAUUGCUGACAUCGAAGAAAAUGCUGAAAAUAAUUGGCGAAAUCUAGUGACUGCAGUAAUAAAUGAAGUAUAUGGCGCUGAAAUUAAGAAUUUCUCGGCUAAAGGACGUGUCUCUCAUAAACGAUAA